Eucalyptus grandis is the source of this 1118-nucleotide messenger RNA. Its product is annotated as protein C2-DOMAIN ABA-RELATED 7-like. Bases 67 to 912 code for a protein of 281 amino acids. The transcript has 3 exons. The record is from RefSeq and is a predicted model, not a curated record. NCBI's taxonomy places the organism in Eukaryota, Viridiplantae, Streptophyta, Magnoliopsida, Myrtales, Myrtaceae.
GCGUCCCUCGACGCACAGCACGGUGGAACGAGAAAAGAAGAGAAACGGAAGCAUGCUCUUCUGUCGAUGAGUCCUUUCUCUUCUCGUGCUGAGGCACGUUUCCACCACAAAAAAAUUGUUACUGGUGACUCACGUGCGGGUUCACGACCCUUGCACGUGUCUCGCUCCGUCGAAAACGCCACAUUCGCUUGUCAUCUUGUCCUUAGAAGAGCACCGUCCACUAAUUUUCAUCUCAAUAUCCCCUCCGUAGCAGGAAAAAAAAAAAAAAAAAAAAAAACAGAAGGUAAAAUAGUGGAGAACGAGAAGAGACGGGGAAUCAAGAUAGACGAGAAGCCAUCUCUCUCUCUCUUUCCCCUCUAUUGUGGGUGUGUUUUAGGUGUCUGUCUCUGCAAGAAGACGAAGAAGAAAGAGAUGGAGAACGUGAAGGGGCUCCUCAAAAUCCGGGUGAAGCGGGGCAUCAACCUCGUCGUCCGUGACUCCCUUAGCAGCGAUCCGUACGUCGUCGUCUCCAUGGCUGAUCAGAAAUUGAAGACUCGGGUGGUGAAAAACAAUUGCAAUCCAGAAUGGAACGAUGAGCUGACUCUUUCCAUAACAGACCCCAGCAUUCCAAUCUGUCUAACUGUUUACGACAAGGACACGUUCACCGUGGAUGACAAAAUGGGAGAGGCCAAGAUCGACAUCAAGCCGUACUUAGAUGCUAUAGAGAUGCGCCUGCAGAAUCUGCCGACCCCCACCACGAUCGCCAGAGUCCAGCCUUCAAAGACCAACUGCCUGGCGGACGAGAGCUGCAUCGUGUGGAAAGAUGGCAAGAUCUACCAGGACAUGAUGCUCCGGCUGGCUAAUGUCGAGACUGGCGAGGUGGAGGUCCAGCUGGAGUGGAUCGACCUUUCUGGCGGCUCUCGACAUAUGUGAGUUCUUCGAGGGAUUGCAAGCGAAGACAGCGCAUGUUGUCAUUGUCUAUGGAAUAAGAUUUACAUGUGGGUCGUCGUCCUUCUGUUGCUGUAAUGACCUGCCUUGGAAUCUAAAUUACUGAGUUCAGCAGACGAAUCAAAGGAUUGAUUUGUCCUCUCGUCGUGUGAUGAUUUCGGUGGAAUGAAUACGCUUUUGCUUGCAGAUUU